AUGGGUAACUGGCACCACACCGGACGUGUCCGCACUUUUGCGGCUGCUCCACCGACGGUCGGGCUUCCUGCUCGGGCUCCGGCGCAGACCAGGGUGGAGCCUCGUGGCGUCUCCGUGGAGGAGACGCCGUGCGGGGAGGCCACCCUGGCGCCGGAGCCGAAGAAGAAGAGGAGGAAGACGACGACGACGGGCGACGUGGAGCAGCCGGCAACGCCCGCUCCUGCUCGGGCUGAGACCCGGUUGCCUGAGGGCUGGCGGACAGCCCUCACCGGGGCAGAGCAGGAGUGGAUCGGCCGGGCGCUGUUCCAGCAGAUCCAGCGGGGGGUCCCUCAAGCUAACCACGGACCUCAAGCUGUGAAACAUCUCACCAAGUGUGGGAUGUACAAGACCAUCCGGAAGGUCUUGGACAUCGACGGCUGGUACUUGAUGGCCACCGAGUACCUGGAGUGCCGUCGGUGUCGGAGGAAGGUAGCCGCCUGGUCGCAGGAGGUCGUGAGGCAGCUGGGAGAGGGGCAUCGCGCCCUCUUCCCGGCGAUCCUCACCUACAAGCUUGCCUGCGACCGGCGGGUCAUCAUCCAGCUGCGUGAGCGUACUCGGGGGAACAGCGCCACGCAGCUGCAAAAAAAACUCUGUGAGGCACACACAGAGGCCUGGAUGCGGCGGUCCAUACACUACCUCAGCGUCAUGGAGCCCUUCACGUCGACGGGUGUCGUGCGCCAGUGCACCCCACCGCCGAAACCAUCGCCAGACGUGCCGCAGUACGGCUGGCUGUUGGUGGUGUACUGCCACGACAUCCUGUCUCGCCUGGAGGACGUGAAGGCCCGGGUCACCUCAGUCUUCGGAUCCAUCUUGAAGAUGGAUUCGACCAAGAAGGUGACCCGGAAGCUCGCCGGUGCCGCCGCCCAUACCGCAGCCUGGGCGACCAACGUGGGCAACGAGCACGGGCAGGUGCUAAUGUCCGUGCUCACGGCCACCGAGGGGGGUGGCCUGUUGCCCAUGGCCGCGGGGUUAAUGCGGCGGUACCGGGACGCUGGGGUAGCGCAGCCUCGCGUCCUCUACGUCGACCGGGACUGCUGUUCGUCCCACGGGGGGUCCAAGGCAGCUGCUGCGUUCCAGGAGUGGGACAAGCUGGUGGUCCGGUUGGACAUUUGCCACCAGCUCUACAAGCCCUUCCUGCAGCAGCUGUCCGCCAGUAUCUUCCUGUGGGACCCAGAGGACACAGCCCGGUUGCUCAACGCCAAGAGGAGGACGCUAGAGGCGCAGGGGAUGACCUUCUCGUCCGAAGCCGGAGUGUGGAGGCAAUCCGUGCGGAGCAGCGACGGCACCUCGAGUGCAUCCAGGACCCCGCCGGGCGUGGAGCUGUACACGGAGACAGGCAGGCUGACCAAGGGGGGGAUCAGCCUGCCGACGUACCGUUGUGCGCGCGGCUCCACGUCCCUGGAGUCGUUCCAUCUCCACCUCAACCGCUUCAUUCCAGGAGAAAGUGCCAACCCUUGGCACUUCCAGGCUUUUCUCCUGGAGGGGUUGGUGAGAUGGAACGAGGACAGGGCGGCGUCCGCGGCACAGGAGGGUCGUCCGCUGCUCCGCACCUACAGUGGCCCCCUGCAGCACUCCCUUGACCAGCUCAGCCAACGGGUGCUUGGCUCGAGUUUGGUCAGGGACUACACCAAGCCCAGGGAGUACACGGGGGAACUCAUCGGCAUCGAGUACCUGUACUCCCAGACGGGCAGAGUGCUGCAGGACGUCAGCUUGGACCCUGACGUUCCGGACGCGGGUCCACCGCCUACCGAGGAGGACGACGAGCUCGCCGAAGGCCGGCAUGAGUUGGAGGACCUCACACUCCACGUGCCUGGCGAGUUCACCGCUCCUCGGACGGACCCGCGGUCAGGGCAACCAGCUGACGCACCCGCGCCCGAGCCAUCCCGUCCGACCGAUCCCCCCGAGCCCGCGCCCCGCUCCCCCGGCCGGUCCUCACCAGAGCCUCAGCAGACCGCUGAGGACUACCGAGGACCAGACGACCAGCCGGGGUACCUGGCCGUGGUCCGCUUGGCCACGGCCUUAGUGGGGCUGCGCCACGAACAGGCCCUGUCCGAGGGGAGGGUAGACGAGCUCAUCGGGCUCUACGAGGCCCUGUCCCCGUUCGACAGGGCCCGAGUAGUUUACCCUCCCCGCUACACGGACGGGGCAGCUCGGGGGGGUCGAUUCAUGGCAGCGAAGCCAGGCCGCACCAGUAUCCCUGGUGUGGAGAGCCUGCGACGCUGCCUGGUCGGACAGACCUCUGGACCCGCCAGCAGUCCCAGCACAAGCCGGCUGGUAGAAGCAGUGUGCGUCCAGCUCUGCAACCUGUACCCUACGGGCACCCGUGUGCAAGGCGGCGCCCGGGGUACACGGUGGGACAGCGCACUGCUUCGUUACCGCCACAUCCGGGAGCUUGUGCUGGGACACCAGAGGUUGAUGGCUCGGGCGCCCGUUCAGCUCUUUGAGCUGAACGCUAGGACCCUCUCGCUGUGGUUUACCCGGACGCAGCGAGAGAAGGAGAGGGCUGUGCUGACUCCAGGCGUUGCAGCAGACGGAGGACGACCACCGGCGGCGGCCGCGGCGACAGCGCCGGGCCCGGCCUCAGCAGCGGCGGUGGAUCGUCCGGCGGCAGCAGCAACGGCGACGUCGGCGGUGCCUCAAGGCCGGGCGACGACAGCGGCAGCGAGGGGGGCGGUAGCCCCGGCAGCGGCACCGGCUGUGGCAGCACCGGUGCCCGCUCUGCAGGCGCCAGUGGUGCACAGACGGCUACUGGCGCCACGACCGCCCGCCCCCUCGGCUGCUUACCCGGCCUUCCUGCCGACGGCUGCUGCCGCAGCUGCAACUGGACCUUUAAGAGCAGCACAGCCUCUCCUUGUGGACCUCUCACUGCCCCGGCAGUGUGUGUGGGUGCUCCCCGUCCCCCCCCCCCUCCUGACGCUCCCUCGGACAUUGCCGGCUCCACACGUCCUCCCUCCGCCGCUGGCCGCCGCACAGCACGCCGGCCCUGAGCUGCCUGUACCCCUGCCCGCCGCACAGCACGCCGGCCCUGAGCUGCCUGUCGCCCUCAAAACAGUUGAAGCGAGGAGGCUGAGCGCCAAGCGACGGGCUGAGGCACCUCCAGGCACGACCCUCUCUCACCGGGCCGGCGUGCCACAGGUGCAUAAGUGCAGUAAAUGCGGCCAGCCGAGGCGGAGGGAGACCGGACACUCCCGCUACGGCGGAGAAGUCUUCUGUUCUGUCGCGGCGGGUCAGAGUGUGGAGGACUGGCUGAGGGGGAAGAAGGAGCGGGACCAGGGUAGAGCCCAGCGCUGA
Molecule: messenger RNA, 3330 nt
Organism: Gadus chalcogrammus (walleye pollock)
Lineage: Eukaryota; Metazoa; Chordata; Actinopteri; Gadiformes; Gadidae
Exons: 13
Coding region: 1-3330 (1109 amino acids)
Source: RefSeq, a predicted model, not a curated record